AUGAGUUCCUCCGACGACAUCGCCGGUGGAAAGAAGACUUCGUGGCCGGAGGUGGUCGGGCUGACCAUCAAGGAGGCCAAGGAGAUCAUCCUCAAGGACAAGCCCGACGCCGACAUCGUCGUGGUGCCGGUCGGCUCCGCCGUGACCGAGGACUUGAGGCCCAACCGUGUCCGCAUCUUCGUGGGCACCGUCGCCGAGACCCCCCACGUUGGAUAG
Molecule: messenger RNA, 216 nt
Organism: Triticum turgidum subsp. durum (durum wheat)
Lineage: Eukaryota; Viridiplantae; Streptophyta; Magnoliopsida; Poales; Poaceae
Source: the annotation of a GenBank genome assembly